AUGCAAAAGCUGCCGCAUUACCUCAUCCGAGGCCAGCUAGGAGCCCGGCUUUUCAGUACGACACGUCUUCUAGGUGCAGUUGGAAAAACGAGGAUCGAUCAACAAACCGUAAAAGAAGCCCCAGUUCGCUCAAUUCCCGGGCCCGACCUCUUGGAGAAAGGGACCGUGCACCCUGAGAUUUUGAGAAAAUAUUCGUCAGAAGAAUUGCAAGUAGAUGAUCAUUUCAAGCUGGAACCGCUGCUCGACAUUCGAGAAAUGUUCGAGGCUCGAUUGCAUUAUGGCCAUAAGGUGGGUACGUUGAACGACAAUAUGAAAUGGGCGCUGUAUGGCGAGCGACUGGGCGUGUGUGUCUUCGAUUUGGAGCUCACCAAGCAGUACUUACUUCGAGCCCUGAAUUUUGUGGCGCACGUGGCGAGCCGAGGCGGGAUAAUCCUGUUUGUCACGACGAAUCGUGAGACGAUGAUCAAUGUUGAGCAGACAGCCACCAAGUUGGGAGAAUACGCGCAUUGCAGACGAUGGCAAAGCGGUACGCUCACAAAUUCUGCCGAACUCGUCGGAACACCGAUUCGACUGCCCGAUACGAUCAUCUUCCUGAGCACGAUCACAUCACUCGGUGAUCCCCACCCGGCAAUCAAAGAAGCCGCCAAGAUGGCCAUCCCAACGGUCGGAGUGGUCGAUUCGAAUGCCGAUCCUGCCUAUCUAACCUAUCUGAUCCCAGCCAAUGAUGACACUGUGCAGAGCGUCAAUUAUUUGUUGAGGCUAUUCAACGAAGCAAUCGUCCGGGGCAAGUCCUUACGUCAGAAAGCGAAGAAUCGAGAUUUC
Molecule: messenger RNA, 822 nt
Organism: Mesorhabditis spiculigera
Lineage: Eukaryota; Metazoa; Nematoda; Chromadorea; Rhabditida; Rhabditidae
Source: the annotation of a GenBank genome assembly